Saccostrea cuccullata (small rock oyster) is the source of this 2001-nucleotide messenger RNA. RefSeq names its product carboxypeptidase A5-like. The record is from RefSeq and is a predicted model, not a curated record. Lineage: Eukaryota; Metazoa; Mollusca; Bivalvia; Ostreida; Ostreidae. Gene Ontology annotation, biological process: proteolysis. The transcript is spliced from 6 exons. The coding region runs from base 157 to 1482 and encodes 441 amino acids. Gene Ontology annotation, molecular function: metallocarboxypeptidase activity; zinc ion binding.
CCUAAACGGGUCUUUCUUGUUUACAUCUUACUGGCUGUGACAGAGUUCGUCAUUCACUGUACACUCCUAACAGACGCCAAUUUUGCUGUGUGAUGUUGAUUCCUAUCACAAAAAUUGUUCCAACUACUCAAGACCAAAUAUUUUGACAACUUAGAAAUGUUAUGGAUGUGCAACAAUUUAUUCACGACCCAGGAUAGAGUCAUUGAUGGAUUUUUUCAAAGGACAAUUUGGGUUCAAAUUAUUAUCUUGAACGUCUUUCUUUUUAGCUAUAUACAGUGUGUGAAUGUGAAAUCACAAAAAGAAAUCUAUGUGCCAAAUUACAAAUUUUACCAUAAUUUAAAACACAUGGAAGAAGAAGUUAAUCUUCUGUCCAAGUUUCCAAACUAUGUGAAAGUUCACACUCAGUUCAAGUCGAGGGAAAACAGACUCCAGUAUCUUUUGCACAUAUCAAAUUUUAGUGAAUCCAUAGAACUUGAAAAAUUUGAAGACUCCAAUAGCCGGAAAAAUAAACCUCGAUUACUUUUCUCCUAUGGAGAACAUGCCAGAGAAUUUCUACCAGUAGAAAGUGCAAUACACUUCAUUAAAAACUUAACAGGUGGCCUUCUUCCUUCCGCAGAUGUAUAUUCUAGAAAGUUUACGAAACAAAUUCUGUCACAAGCAGACAUAUACAUUAUACUGAUGGCUAACCCAGAUGGACGGCAUUAUGUAGAACAAAAGAAGAAUUACUGUUGGAGAGGAACCAGUACAGGAGUGGAUCUAGACAGAAACUUUGGGUGGGAGUUUGGAGGGAAGGGGAGUUCUGAUGACCCCGGUGAUGAAGAAUUCAGAGGAAAGAGACCAUUCUCAGAACGUGAAAGUAAAGUUUUCCAGGCAAUAACUUCAGAGGUAGCCUUUGAUGCUUUCUUCUCUUUCCAUUCAGGGAUCAAUCACAUAUACAUUCCAUAUUCAGAUACAAGAUCUAGGGAAAUCCAAAGAAAGCCAGACAAUAUAAAGGAGAUGGUCCAUAUGGCUUCUCGUUUAUCUCGCUGCACCAAGUACCAGUACAGAUACGGAACUGCUCCUCAGCUGAUUAAUUACACUGCCGACGGCACCAUAUUCGACUACAUGGCAGGAGUAAAAAAAAUCCCCUUCUCCUUUACCGUUGAGUUGUGGGGAAGACAGCAUAAAGGACCCAGCUGUUUUGAUCUGUUUAAUCCAGAAAGUCAAAACCUGAAGGAAGUGGUCAGCUCCCUUCAUCCACUGUACAUCAACAUUAUAACUCACCUGUCUGAAUGGAAGUUUAGAAAUCACCCAGAAAUGGUUAAUCCUAAUGCAGAGCAUCCCUCAUUAGUUUUGGGCUACAUGAUGUUAGGGAUAACUGUUGCUGUUUCUUUGAUGGUGUGUCUUCACAGAAAAUUCAGAAACUGUCCAAAAUUUUCCCCUCAUCAAAGAGUUGUCUCCCUUAAAACACUGAGUUCGUCAUUCUCUGCAAAGAAAUUGUGAUAAUUAACCUCCUAAGGAGGUUUUUAAUAUUGAUAUUUUUUUGUGUUCGAAAUUUUAUUUCUUGUGCAAGAGUCCCAUUCAAGAUGCCUUAUUGAUGUCUUUAUUUAUUUUUUUUUUUUGAUUUGUAUGUAAUACAAGUACAUGUUUUAAUUUAUGAUGCUCAAAAGAGAAAUCCUUAUCUGAAAUUGUAUUUCUUUUGUAAAAGUCUUGUUGAGAAAUCCUUUGUAUCACUAUCUUGAAAUGUUUUGCAGUUUUUAUUUGAACAUGAAUUUUUGUACUGAUUUGCAAUCUGUAUUUGAACAUUAAUUCUUAAUUGAUACAGAUAUAUAUUUGAUGUACAGUUGAAUUUCCAUAUCUUUAACUUGAUAUUUUGAAUACCAUGGAUAUAUCAAAGUGAUUUGAAGGUCCUAAUCAUUAUUUUCAAACAGAAUUUUGGUUUAAACAAUAUAUAUUCAGAAUACUGAUUACUGAAUAGAUUGGGCAAUAGGCAUACAAUGCCUAUAACUAUCCCCUCUACAC